Molecule: messenger RNA, 995 nt
Organism: Salvelinus sp. IW2-2015
Lineage: Eukaryota; Metazoa; Chordata; Actinopteri; Salmoniformes; Salmonidae
Gene: mrpl14
Product: mitochondrial ribosomal protein L14
Biological process (GO): translation
Cellular component (GO): ribosome; mitochondrion
Molecular function (GO): structural constituent of ribosome
Source: RefSeq, a predicted model, not a curated record
GCGCAUUUGCUCCUAAGCGUUUGGUAAUCAGUUGGGUCGCUGUUUGAUGACGUAUUUGACAUUGUAUGGAGCGCUCUUGAAAAGUUGCUAACUAGCUAGCUUGUAAGGUCCAACCUCUGAGGUAUAACAAGAAGGGUCCAUCCAUGGCUCUUAUUUCAAGAUCAUGCAGUGGGUUCCUUGCCCAACUGUCAUCACUGACGCAUCACAAGGCUUUCAGUGUGUCAGCAGCCGCCGCAGCCAUCCAGAAGAUGACCAGGGUACGUGUUGUUGACAACAGUCCACUGGGUAAUACCCCGUGGCACCGCUCGCCUAGAGUCAUCCACGUGUACACCAAGAAUGGAGUGGGAAAGGUGGGCGACCGCGUUCUACUGGCCAUCAAGGGAGGGAAGAAAAAAGCUCUUAUCGUUGGCCACAAGAUGCCCGGAGAGCGGAUGAACCCUAGUUUUGACUCCAACAACGUUGUCCUGAUUGAAGACAACGGUAACCCUACGGGAACUAGAAUUAAAGUUCCACUACCGACACACUUGCGCAAAAUGGAAGGAGAUUAUUCCAAACUGUUGGCCAUCGCUAGCAGGUUUGUGUAGUACUGUAACAGCAGGUCCUUCGUUAAUAGCUAGCAGGUUUGUGUAGUACUGUAACAGCAGGUCCUUCGUUAAUAGCUAGCAGGUUUGUGUAGUACUGUAACAGCAGGUCCUUCGUUAAUAGUUGUGAUGACAGCCGUCGUGUCCUCGUACAGGAUCAAGUCCUAUGGGGGUGAUUCCUAACACAUUUUCUCCCAUUGAAAUCAACGUAUGACUAAGUGAAAAAUCGGACUUUAAGUGGGCUGUGUGCCCCUAUGUUAGUCAAUGGAAAUAUCUCUAAACAUCUCUCCAUGUGUUAUUGGUAAUGAAACCAUGUUAUGGCCUGUUGUCAAUGUAUCAGACCUUUUUUCUCCACAAAGUCUCAUGUCAUUUUAUGUUUGUUUUGAUAAAUAAAAUGUACAUAAUUCAAAUGAA